Messenger RNA from Salmo salar (Atlantic salmon), 2089 nucleotides. The record is from RefSeq and is a predicted model, not a curated record. NCBI's taxonomy places the organism in Eukaryota, Metazoa, Chordata, Actinopteri, Salmoniformes, Salmonidae.
GAUUGAAGCACAGAGAGACAGAACCAAACCACACCCCGUGAACGUGGCUGGAGAAAGGGCUGGAGCGAACCUCAUGUUAUUACGGUGUUUCUUCUGCUGUUGCGACAGAAUAUCUACCUCUAUCUAAACCGGUAACUCUAACUUAGAACGGGCUUUCGCGUUCGGAUAGGACAUAGCCAGGAUAAACGGUCAAAUAUAUUGCUCCUUUGCAAACAGAGACAUCAUCCUCGACCAUUUCUGUGUCUGUCUCCCAUUGAAGAUGUUUUCCACGGCCACAAGAAACUUUGUGGAGGAGAUAGAUGAUGGCAGCUUGAUCCCUGUGUCCAGUCUGAUUGACUCAGACAAACUAGUCCCUCUCUCACUGGUUGUGAAACGCAAGCGUUUUUGGAUUUGGCAGAAACCCAAGUACCUGCCCACUGAUUUUACCCUCAGUGAUGUACUGACUGGAGACACACCCUUAACCCCAGUUGUGGUCAAGACUGAUUUCCUAAAGUACCAAGGGACAUUUGGUGACAACAAAUCAGGAAACUUUGAGUCAAAUUUGGUUGCUGUAAACCUUAAAGUGGAGGGGAAAGACACAUCUAAACUCCAGUCGUCCUUCGGCAGCCUGAAGAAAGAGGAGGUGGAUGUACAGAAGUUGCUGCGCGACUCCAAAGACAAGCUUCUGGACAUGUCCCACUGUCUGAUGCAGCAGACCCGUGAGAAGACCAGGGAGGUGUUUGGGGUGGUGAAGGAGAGGAUUGUGACGACCCAGCCGUGUUCGGUCAUAGAGGAGGUCCAGCAGGGAGGGCAGUUAGAGGAGCUGCUGAGCUUCUGUGGGCCCAAGAGCACCCAGGUGUCUGUGAAGGAGAACAGCAGUCUGCACAAAGACAGCAACGUGUCUCUGGAGAUUCCUGCCCAUACCGUCAUCGCUUACUGCAUUAUUGAGCUGGAGAUCAAACUCAACGGACACUAUGAGCUGUGCCUAAUGUCCGACACUCUUGGGGGGUUUGAGGUGGAUGGGCCUGUUAAGAAGAGCUUAGUGGGGGUGCCUGGCGCUCACGACGACACCCCAAAGAAAAGCUGCUUUCAGAGAGAACUGGAGAAACUGAGUGGUCAUUUCCAGCUGCUGUCAGUCCUGCCAGCAGCCACACGUUCCUCUCUGCUCCAGCUCCUCAAGACAACCAUGGUGGACAGAGAGGCAGUCAGUGUGCUGGAGAGUGUGCUGGACCAGAUGUGCACAGGUAAGACAGCUGACCUGGGUGAGGUUAAGGAAGCGAAUCAGAUGCAGACAGUCCAGGCCAUACUGGACCUUCUAGAGCAUUCCGACUCCAGCCCGACACCCUCCCUCCUCAGUGAUUCCAGCCAGACACCCUCCCUCCUCAGUGAUUCCAGCCAGACACCCUCCCUCCUCAGUGACUCCAGCCAGACACCCUCCCUCCUCAGUGAUUCCAGCCAGACACCCUCCCUCCUCAGUGAUUCCAGCCAGACACCCUCCCUCCUCAGUGAUUCCAGCCAGACACCCUCCCUCCUCAGUGAUUCCAGCCAGACACCCUCCCUCCUCAGUGAUUCCAGCCAGACACCCUCCCUCCUCAGUGAUUCCAGCCAGACACCCUCCCUCCUCAGUGAUUCCAGCCAGACACCCUCCCUCCUCAGUGCCACUCAUCUCAUUAUCAGUGCCAUGGAUGGAAUGACAGAUGAGGGUCUCUCUGUGUUGGGACCCUGUUGCAGUCCUCCAGUCUUACAGGCCCUGCAGAUCCUGGUGCAGCAUGUGGCAGCAGGGAGUGGGGAGACCCUCUCUCUGAGAGAUGCAGGUCUGGCUGUUCUGACGGAGGAGGUGUUUGGGAGGACAGAGAGUCUCUUUGGUCACUCUAAAGUUACACUGAAGAGAGAGGAGGACACACUGAGGACAGAGAUGAAGGACCAGCCUGGAUACCUUCCUCUAGUCAUGAGUAUCACUGUGAAAGGCCUGGCCUCUUUAGUGUAAGGAGAGAGACUGAGGAGCGGUUUCCUUCCUCUCCGGCAACUGAGUUAGGAAGGGCCCCUGUAUCUUUGUAGUGACUGGAUGUAUUGACUCACCAUCCAAAGUGUAAUAAAUAACUUCACCAUG